UGUCCUCUCGCGUUUCUGGUCCGAGAUUGCUGGGAGUGCCAUCCUUUGUGUAAAGCAGCCAGCGAUGGGUUCCAGCAAGCAUCACAGAGAUUCAGACGAAGACCGUCGUUCAAAAAAGCAUAAACGGUCCAAGGAGAAAACGUCGCAUAGCCCGAGAACAGACAUCGAACCCAUUUCCAAGGACGAUUAUUUCGAAAAAGCGACCGAAUUCCGUCUAUGGCUUCGGGAAAAGAAGCACAAAUACUUUGGCGAUCUUGAUAAAGACGACUCCCGCUAUUACUUUGCAAAGUUUGUCAAAGCUUGGAACAAAGGCGAUUUGGAUGAUAAAUUCUAUGCCGGUGUGAACUCGACGCAGCUGACUUCAUCCGAUACGACUCGGUACAAGUGGGGUUUCGCAAAGACGCUCAAUCAACAUGAACAGGACAGGAUUCGUGACAGCGUCGACACCAUGACGAAUCGAGAUAAAAACACCGAUCGUCAUUCCGGUAGCAGUAGCAGUAUUCGACGUCCCAGAGCGGGGCCAGCCAUGCUGCCUCCUGGACCUCAGCUGGAUCAAGUGGACAAAGAAGAACGGAUGGAGCGCGAAAGAGCUGAACGGCGCUUCGAAAAACGCCAAUCUCGUUCUCGGAAGGAGGAAUAUUUGGAUGAAGUGGCGCCCAAGGAAACCGGUCGUGAAGCGGCGAUUGCCAAACGACGUGCGCUGAAUGCGUAUCAUAAGCGAGAAAAAAGUCCCGACAUUGAAUUUAGCGAAGCCGAUCUUAUGGGAGGUGACGAUUUCCAAGCGAGGUUAGCGGCUCAAAAACGCAGCGAAGAACGCCGACGAGAACGACAAACGGAAAAGCAACAACAACGCAUGGCACCGUUGCAGAACAAGAUGGCAGAAUACAAGGCAAAAGAAGAUGCUACAAUCGAGAUGUUCAAAAGAAUGGCAGCCGAACAAAAGCAGAGAGGCGCGUUUUAAACCCUAUGACUCUACUGCCACACUCCUUGACCGAACGCAUCCGACACAAUCGAUAGUAUCAGUUGAAUAAUCACCGUCAAUACGCAUGAAUGAAACUUGGUUUAUGAAAUACGCAUUUGUUGGAUUGACAUACGUUGCAGUGAAAUCAUGGUAAUACCGAGUUUAUCCCCAGAAUGACGCACUCGCUUCCAUUUCGUAAAAUGACUUGGGUGAUUUACAUAGUUACAUGUACCGCUC
Molecule: messenger RNA, 1198 nt
Organism: Radiomyces spectabilis
Lineage: Eukaryota; Fungi; Mucoromycota; Mucoromycetes; Mucorales; Radiomycetaceae
Exons: 4
Coding region: 65-961 (298 amino acids)
Source: RefSeq, a predicted model, not a curated record